Castor canadensis (American beaver) is the source of this 210-nucleotide messenger RNA. Its product is annotated as beta-defensin 119-like. Gene Ontology annotation, cellular component: extracellular region. Gene Ontology annotation, biological process: antifungal innate immune response; defense response to Gram-negative bacterium; defense response to Gram-positive bacterium. Gene Ontology annotation, molecular function: lipopolysaccharide binding. The record is from RefSeq and is a predicted model, not a curated record. NCBI's taxonomy places the organism in Eukaryota, Metazoa, Chordata, Mammalia, Rodentia, Castoridae.
AUGCAUAGGGUUUUAAGCCGUAGACAGAUCCUUCGAUGCAUGGGCAACAAUGGAGUCUGUCGACCCUCUUGCAAAAAGGAUGAACAGCCCUACUUGUAUUGCAAAAAUUAUCAGCCAUGCUGCCUCCAGUCCUACAUGAGGAUAAACCUUUCCAGCAAAGCUGACAGUACUGGCUGGUCUUAUGAGAAACAGUGGCCAAAAAUACCUUGA